Eurytemora carolleeae is the source of this 2245-nucleotide messenger RNA. RefSeq names its product UNC93-like protein. NCBI's taxonomy places the organism in Eukaryota, Metazoa, Arthropoda, Copepoda, Calanoida, Temoridae. The transcript is spliced from 10 exons. Gene Ontology annotation, cellular component: striated muscle dense body; plasma membrane. Gene Ontology annotation, biological process: regulation of muscle contraction; regulation of potassium ion transport. Gene Ontology annotation, molecular function: potassium channel regulator activity. Bases 416 to 1834 code for a protein of 472 amino acids. The record is from RefSeq and is a predicted model, not a curated record.
ACACGUAGAGUACAAUAUAAAGGGACACGUAGAGUCCAAUAUAGAGGGACACAUAGAGUCCAAUAUAGAGGGACAUGUAGAGUCCAAUAUAGAGGGGCAUGUAGAAUCCAAUAUUUCUAAUUUCUUUAUAUAAAAUAUACUGUUAUGAAAAGUUGAACACAUUUUUAAGACUGGAUCUACUUUGAAGUGUCGCAACGCCUCUUGGUCUUUGAUUUUGUCUCACUAACUUUUUUAUAGUUCUAGACAUGUACAUUUCAGUACUCUAAAGCAUUUUUAGCUUUCGUUUUUAGAAAGAAAUUGGCAAAUUUCUCACUGUUUUUUUUUCAUGAGAGCGUGGAACCCUCAUUGUUUACAUGAUUAUUGCUUCAAAUAUGCUUAAAUAAAAAUAUUUUCAGGUUAGGAAACUCGAUGAAAAAUGAAAGGGGAAGAUAAUGACGGGUUUGAAUUUUCAAACACUCAAGCAGUUACCAACAACAACACAUCUCAAGAAGCUAAAACUCCUGAGCUGUCAGAUUCUGAGAAGCGGAAAGCUAAGUUUCUGAUUUACAAGAAUGUUUUACUUAUCUCCGCAUCCUUCCUUCUUCUCUUCGUUGCAUUCGAGUCUAUGUCUAAACUUCAAUCUUCUAUAAACAAGGUGCAGAACCUUGGAACCUGGGCAAAUGCUAUGGUUUACGCCAGUCUUAUAUUCUCCUGUAUGUUUCUUCCUUCAAUUCUCAUCAAGAAACUUGGGGUAAAGUGGAGUUUGGUUGUAUGUGUAUUCUGUUACUCCUCUUAUAUAGCUGCACAGUUCUACCCGGAGUUCUAUACUCUCAUCCCAACUGCAUUCGUCCUAGGUCUAGGAGCUGCUCCCAUGUGGUCUGCUAAAUGUACUUAUCUAACUCAGACUGCAAACAGAUUAGCAGAGAUAAACGAGGAGGAACCUGAACCCUAUGUUGUGAAAUUUUUUGGUAUUUUCUUCUUCUUCUUCCAGUGCAAUUCAAUCAUUGGAAAUAUUAUCAGUACUGCAGUUCUCUCGAAUGACAGAAACAAGACUGUAAGUGUAAGUGAAGAAGAUAUGAAAAGCUGUGGAGCAGCAUACUGUCCUGCCUCCCUGUCUUCUGCUCCACCUACCGUUAACAUCACUGAGCUUGAACCUGAACCUGGAAACACUAACUUUGAUACUAGCUUGAGCAGUAUCUAUACCCUAGCAGGGAUAUAUCUGGCUUGUUCUGUAACAGCUGCUCUAAUUAUCGCUAUAUUUGUGGAUCCUCUAACCAGACAUAUGAGGAAACCCAAGCAGCUCCUGAUGAUACCUCUCACCUUCUGGUCUGGGAUAGAGCAGGGAUUCUUCGGAGCAGAUUUCACAGCGGGCUUUGUGACGUGUGCCUACGGAGUUCAUAUUAUUGGCCGAGUUCUAAUCUGUUACGGAGUAUUUGAUGCAAUCUCCUCGGUUGGGUUUGGUUUUAUCAUCAAACUAACAGGACGCGUCCCUAUCUUCAUCCUGGGAGCUCUGAUCAACAUCUCUAUUAUUAUAGUUAUGUUUACCUGGACUCCUACUCCAGGAUCUCAACCUGUUGUGUAUGUGAUAGCGGCAUUCUGGGGAAUUGCCGAUGCAAUCUGGCAAACCCAGAUAAAUGCUUUGUAUGGAAAUAUAUUCGCAUCUGAUGAAGAAGCAGCUUUCUCAAACUACAGACUCUGGGAGUCCCUUGGCUUUCUUGUUGCAUUCGUUACACAGGCGUGUGGUGUAUGUGUGGCACAUAAACUGAUCCUGGCUAUCUGUUCUCUAUUAGUUGGUAUCAGUGGAUACCUCGUCGUAGAAGUUAUAGAGAGGAGAAACAAGAGAAGAACUGAUUAAGAAGGAGGAGAUAUGGAGAGAAGGAGGAGAUAAGGAGAGAAGGAGGAGAUAUGGAGAGAAGGGGAACGAGAAAGGGUGAUAACGAACAAAGUAGAGAAAGAAAAGAGAGAAUGAGAGAACGAGAGAAAAUGAUAAUUAAUAGAAUAAAAGGUAAAAUGCAGAGAGAAUGAAAAAAGAAGAAAGUAAGAAAAAAGGCGUACAAAAGAUUUACAAUUAUAUGAAAAUAUGAGAGAAGGAGAGAAUGAAAAUGGCGAAAAAGAGAAAUGGUGCAUGAGAUUAUGAGAAGGAGAGAAAAAAAGGAAACAGGAACAAGAGCGAAAAAAGAGAAGGAGUAUACAAAGAAAAGAAUAAGGAUGGAUUACUAUAAACAUUGAUAAUUAAAAUGGAUCUUUUAAAGAAAAAAUAGACAAA